UCCCAACCAACAAGUGGAAAAGAAAAGAAAAUAGCUCCACGUCGGGGAAGAUUUUCAGGCGAAGCUCAGAAAUCGCGGGCUCAAAACGCGCCGGCUGAUCGUCUCCGCCGCCGUCUUCCUUCGCACUUUCCUCCGCUCCUCUCGCGGGCGGCGCCGUAGUUGUUGGUCAACUAGUCGACUACUACUUCUUCUUAGAAUCUCUGUCGCCUCAGACCAGAUCGUGCGCGGUAUCGCUGAAAUCGUGCGGGAGAGGGAAACGCGAACGCCGGUAGAUCGGAGGAGGGCUCGUCUCUUUUUCCGACUAUCACCACCUCUCCGCCUAAUCUGUUUCCGUCUCUGUCGAUCCGUUGCUGUUCAUUCUCCGCAUUUGUGAGGACGUCGGUGAAAACCCUAGCAAGCAAUCAUGGCAUCUAUCGACAAUUUUACUGACAAAGAUGCAGUGUUUAGGAAACUCAGAGGAAAAUCUGAGAACAAAAUGUGUUUUGAUUGUAAUGCAAAGAAUCCUACGUGGGCUUCUGUAACCUAUGGGGUCUUCCUCUGCAUCGAUUGUUCUGCUAUUCAUCGUAGCCUUGGUGUGCAUCUGACUUUUGUAAGGUCCACGACUUUAGACUCAUGGACGCCAGAGCAGUUAAAGAUGAUGACUUUGGGUGGAAAUAACCGUGCAAAUGUGUUCUUUAAGCAGCAUGGCUGGACAGAUGGGGGUAAAAUUGAGGGAAAAUAUACAUCUAGAGCUGCAGAUUUGUAUAGGCAAAUUCUCUCAAAGGAGGUUGCAAAAAGUGUUGCCGAAGAUGUGGCCCUGCCAUCGUCGCCAGUUUCUUGUCAGUCUGCUGAAGGCACAAAUGGAUUGCUUGAUGUGACUAUAACUGACUCUUCUAAAGAACCAUCAUUAGAAAAGCAGGAAACACCUGUGGUAGCUACUUUGUCAGCACCCCCUUUAAAAGUCCAUCCAGUAGUUACCACUUCUACAGUCAAGAAGCCUCUUGCAGCAAGGAAAUCUGGGAAGACUGGGGGUCUUGGUGCCAAAAAGCUCACCACAAAGCCAAAUGAAAGUCUCUAUGAUCAGAAGCCUGAAGAGUUACCUCUUCCUGUUCCAUUGUCUUCGACUGGCAACCCAAAAACUGGGGCAUCUCUUACAUCUCGUUUCAAGUAUGUAGACAAUAUCCAGCCCUCGGAUAUGGUUCCUGGUGGACAACGAGUGAUUAGCCAUGUUUCUGCACCAAAGUCAUCAAACUUCUUUGCAGAUCUUGGAAUGGAUAGUGGUUUCCAGAAAAUAGGGAACUCAAGUUCCUCUAGAGUGCAAAUUGAGGAGACGGAUGAAGCUAGGAAAAAGUUCUCAAAUGCCAAGUCGAUUUCAUCAGCUCAAUUUUUUGGCGAUAAGAAUAAAUCAGCUGAUGUUGAUGCUCAAGCUUCUUUGGAGAAAUACUCGGGUUCUUCAUCCAUCUCAAGUGCGGAUCUUUUUGGUCGCAGCAACGACAAUGCAACCAUCGAUCUUACUGCAAGUGACAUGAUCAACCGGCUAUCUUUCCAGACACAACAAGAUAUUGCCUCGUUGAAGAACAUCGCUGGAGAGACGACGAAGAAGCUCAGCUCCUUAGCAUCGUCAUUGAUGACAGAUCUUCAAGACCGAAUCCUUUGAUAUGAAAUGCAUUUCAAAACACAUCUGGAAACCAUAGGAAAAAGUCCUGCUUGCUGCCAUUUGGUAUGUGGUGGGAAGCCAAGUAUAAAGACACCAAAAAUAGUUGAGUUGAGAAUGUUUGAAGUUCCCAGAGGAUGUAGUUUUAUUAAUUUUUGAACCGUUGGUCGGGAGAUUUGUAUAGUGAGAAGCCAUCUUUUGCUGUCUGGUGUGUGUUUUGUGGGGGGGAAAAUCCAUGUUUGUGAUGACCCAUGAACUAGAACGGUUGGUGGCAUUUGUAGCAAGUUCUUUGUACUACCAUCAUCUGAAAAAAUAAGUCCUUGUACACUUUUCAAGCCCUUUCAUGGAAAAAUUAACCCUAAUUCUCAAAUUCGCCAUCUUUAAGACGUUUCCCCCUUCAGUGCAAGGAAAUAUAUUAAGCCACUGGCAAGAUGGGAUCUAGCUAGGGCAUAAAAUAUAAUAAUGACAGUGCAACAUUUAAGUUGGUACAUGUAUGUGUGAAGAGCAGAUGAUUUCCUAAUGCUGUUUAUCAGGGAGGGUAACAAGGUGGCCCUUUUCCUGGAGGGAUUUGACAGUUUCAUACAAGCAUUGCUUCACUGGUGUGAACUCCAACCCUAGCUCCUUCAGCUUCUGGCAGUUGAACUUGUGUGGUUUUGCUCUUGGGUUCUUCUCAUCCGAGCACUUGGUGGGGAGAGGAUACUCGGGGAACAUCUCGGCGAGGAUGUCGACCACCUCGCCGCGGUGGAUGACGCUGUCGACGCAGAGGUAUCGGCCGGAGGCAGACUGGGCCUCGAACACGAGAACGUGGGCUCGGGCGACGUCUCUGACGUGGACGUAGCCUUGAACCGCGUUGGCGUAGGUGUUGACCCAUCCGGCUAGGUACUUGAGGAUGUGGACGCUGCUCGCGUUGACGCUCGACUGCAGCAGCGGACCCAACACCACGACCGGAUUCACCGCCACCAGAUCCACGGCCAUCUCCUUCGCCAGCUUCCAGGCCGU
Molecule: messenger RNA, 2632 nt
Organism: Linum tenue
Lineage: Eukaryota; Viridiplantae; Streptophyta; Magnoliopsida; Malpighiales; Linaceae
Source: the annotation of a GenBank genome assembly